UAAAGCAUUCCAUGCAGCACAUUUCCUCCACCCCAUCCCAUCAGGCUGACUCCCCACAGUCAACAGGAGUCCUCACCCUGGGAUCAUUCCUCAAACCCCAUGGCUCCAGCUCCCAACUUCCAUGGACACCAUUGGACUUACAACUCUGUCCAAGGGUCCUGCCUUCUGCUGCUGCUGGUCGUGUCUAAUCUGCACCUGUGCCAAGGCAACUCAUGCCCGUCCUGCGGUCCUGACGCAUUUGUUUCCUUACGAAAAUCCCUUACAGACUUGUUUAUCGAUGCCGCCUGGCUCUCCCAUGAAUUCCAUAACCUUUCCGCAAUAAUGUUCAGUGAGUUUAAAGAAAAAUAUGCCCAGGGCAAACUGUACCAUAUCAAUGCCACCAAGAGCUGCCACACCAAUUCCUUGCAUGCUCCCGAAGAAAGAGAUAAAGCACACCAGAUGAAUAAUGAAGACCUUAGUAAGUGGACACUUGUGUUACUGUACUCCUGGAAUAAUCCUCUGUAUCAUCUAGUCCCGAAGCUUCGGAAUAUGAAAAAUCUGUCAGAGGCGGUUGUAUCAAGUGCCAUGGAGAUUGAGAACAUGUCAGACAAACUUCAGGCAUUCAUAGAGAGUCAAUUCAGGAAGAUUAUUGUUUCAGCCUUGAAGACGAUACACGAGGCUCGCAGUAGCUGGUCAGGACUCCCAUCACUGACGUCCAGCGAUGAAGAUAGGCGUCUUUCUGAAUUUUAUAACCUGUUCCACUGCCUGCGCAGGGAUUCAGGUAAAGUUGACACGUACAUCAAGAUCCUGACGUGCCGAAUCCGCGAAAAGUGCUAAAUCCACAUCCAUCCUAUCCAGCUCUGAGAUGGUCAUAAUCAUCUAUCCCAUAGCGAGCUACUUAAAAUUUACAGCUUUUUAAUGCAUGCUCUGUAAUGGAUCUCCUCUUAAAAAAUAAACACAGAUGCUUUAGAGAUGUCAAAAUCUAA
Molecule: messenger RNA, 965 nt
Organism: Bubalus bubalis (water buffalo)
Lineage: Eukaryota; Metazoa; Chordata; Mammalia; Artiodactyla; Bovidae
Product: chorionic somatomammotropin hormone 2-like
Exons: 5
Coding region: 100-816 (238 amino acids)
Biological process (GO): mammary gland development; positive regulation of receptor signaling pathway via JAK-STAT; female pregnancy
Cellular component (GO): extracellular region
Molecular function (GO): prolactin receptor binding; hormone activity
Source: RefSeq, a predicted model, not a curated record